Molecule: messenger RNA, 1913 nt
Organism: Varanus komodoensis (Komodo dragon)
Lineage: Eukaryota; Metazoa; Chordata; Lepidosauria; Squamata; Varanidae
Gene: PARPBP
Product: PARP1 binding protein
Exons: 10
Coding region: 1-1749 (582 amino acids)
Biological process (GO): negative regulation of double-strand break repair via homologous recombination
Cellular component (GO): chromatin
Source: RefSeq, a predicted model, not a curated record
AUGACUACUCUUCAACAAAGGAUCUUGAGUAUGCUUCAUUGUUUCCGAAAAGAAUGGCACUUAUUUUCGGACUCUGAAAGGACUACUGUGUGUGGUGCAGAUUGCAUGUUGAUGGCUUUGCAGCUAUCUGUCGCUGAGGUAAAUAAAAAGCACUUUGGAGAUUUCAAAGCAUCUCUUAGUGAAGUGGUAUUACAUUGGAAUUAUCUACUCCCUGAUAAGUUGGGUAUAUUGCAGAACAAUGUGGAAGCUCCUGAAAACUAUGAAGACAUCAAAAGCACUUAUGCUAGCUUUUUAGAAUAUUCCAAUAUGAUGGAUCUUAUAGAUGUUUAUCAGAAAUGUGUGGCACUAGCACUGGAAAAUGAAUCUAUAUCUGCUGUACAACUGUUAGAAUUUAUUGUUGGAACAGUAGAUGCCAUCGGUGAGAGUGAUUCCAUUUCUUCUGUACCCUCUACACCAGCUAAUAGAAUAAGCCAGGAUAAUGAAGAGUUGCCAUUGAUAGUGAAGAAAAUUCUGCAUGCAUAUUUAAGCUUAUUAGUUAAUUCCAAGAAUGAUCUGGCUUUUGCACACAUUUUAAAUAUUCCUGAGCGGGGUCUUGGAAGAGAAGCUUUUACAGAUCUAAAACAUGCUGCACGGAAGAAACAUCUGCCUAUGUUCCUGAUGGCAGCCUCUUUUAUCAGAGCCAUAGAACUUGGUGGAAAAGGUUAUGCUCCUUCUGCAGAUGAUCCUUUAAGAAGUCAUGUGAAAGGAUUUUCACACUUGAUUCACUUUAUUGAUAAACUGGAAGACAUUAUUGGUGAGGUCCUGGAUCCAAGACUUGCAGGGGGCCAAAUUCUAUCAACAAUCAAGAUACAUCUGAUAAAAGGCCGAAACAGCAGGGAUCCCUUCUGUGGAGCAGUAGAGGAAGUUGUACAAGAUUUGGAUUUAAGGAUUAAAAAUAUUAUCAAUUUUCAGCAUGAGGUUGUGACAACUAGUACUGCUGGAAUCAGUCCAGCCCGGCCCAAACUACAUUGUAUAAACCAUGGCACUCGUUACUGCGGCAGAGAUACUGUGAAGGCUCUAUUGGUGCUUUUAGAUGAAGCAGCUGCACAGCUUCCUUCCAAGAACAAAGCUCAACUGCUGUUUGGUGAAGAAUUUGGAUUCUCUUCUACCAUGCUGCUGUUCAGGUCUCCAGCACAAUCCAGUGGAUGUUCUCCAAAAGCAUUGAGGCAGCGAUUUCAAACAGCAGCAUGUGAAAAAAAACUUAAGUUGAAGCAACCUUUAAUUAGGUCCCAGUUUGCUUGCACCUACAAAGAUGAUCAAAUAACUGAGGCAAAGAGUCAGCACUUCAUCACCAACCAGGUCCCAACAUGUACACAAAUGGUACCAAAAACACUGGCAGCUAUGUAUACCGAAGACAAGUCAAUUGCAGAAUGCCUGAAUUUGCAUCUCGACAGUGCUGUACUUAGAAAUAGUUCUGGAAAUGUUCAUCAGAAUGGAAGUAAAAGUAAAGAAAUGGGAAAAUUAAGUUGCCAGCCAAGAAACAAGAGCUCAAAGAGGAAGCAGGUGGACAGGACAAGUGAAAAUGUCACAUGCAGUAAUGAAAAUCAAUCACUUCAACACAUACACAGUAAGAGACCAAAGACAGCAAUGGGAUGCCAGAAUGGUUUGGAGAGCAGCAAAAUAAAAGGAACCAGCAAAUGCAGCAAGGGUAUAGCCAAAAAUAAACUGAUCGCUGGUCAAACAAAGUUGACUCAAUUCUUUAGAUUAUAAAUGUUCUUCCUACAAUUCUUGUGCAAAUGUCAGUGUCUCUGUUUGAAAGAGAAAAACAGCAGCUACAUUAAGAUCUCUGUCACUGUGAUUAUGAAUAUUAUACAAGAUGGAUAUUUAUUUUGGACAAAAGGACAAACAAGCUUUGCAGAAUUCUCAGUUUUAAU